AUAGAUUCGGCUGAAUGUUGUCCCAACUACCUAUGACAAUGGUCCUACGUCUUGUUGCCAUGGUAACCAUGAACGCUACACUGUAUCGGUAUGUGGUUAGCUUUAUACAUUGAAACAUUGCUAGUGCAGAAAAGGAAGCCUAUUUCAUUGAUAACUUAGGACCAAAACCCGAACUGGGAUAAGCCGUCGAAUUUUGCUAUUAGUCUCUCAACUUUUAGCUAUAACAAUAUGACAACGAAUUAUGUUAGAAUUAAUCCCCCGGUUGUUGAGUUUACCGACGUAAAAGCAGGGAAGGUUUACAAGACCACUGUCACGGUGACCAACACUGGAAUUACCUCGAAAAGAAUGAGACUGCUUGAACCCACAUCAAAGCUGUUCAAAUUCAGGGUGACAAACACUGAAACCCCCAUUGCUGCUGGAUUGUCCCUGAGUGGCACUCUAGAGUUCAGGCCUGAGAAAGAUGAGGAUGUCUGUGACCGUCUGCUCCUUGUCCUGGAAGACAAAGCCAUGGAGAUCCCCCUCUUAGCGUUCUCCCCAGUGUGUUCUCUCACCAUGGAAUCUCUCGCUGAUUUCGGCUCUGUGAUGGCAAACAGUCAGGUGAUCAGCAAAGAGGUGGAAUUGACCAAUCAGGGAUCUGCUCCAGGAUCUUUUCAGGUGCUGUAUGAUGGAGACCAGUCCAUCAGGCUCUCUCCCAGCAGUGGCGUCCUGCAGUCUGGCGCAACCCAGUGGCUGAAGGUGGAACUCUGCACUGACAGACCCACGAGGGUCAGAGAGGAGGCCCAGGUGAAGCUGCAGAACAGUAAGGACGUGGUCCUGAAGAUCAGGGCUGAUGUUUUGGAGCAGAGCCUGGAGCUCCAGGACCUAGAGGGGGAGAGGUUGUCCUGCCUCCGCUUCGGACCCGUCUUCUUUGGGACGUCCCGGGUGGAAAAGGUGGUUCUGGUGAACAAUGGACCACAGGCCUGCGACUGGAUGGUGGUGCUGCAGGACGAUGCUCCAGGGACAGAAAUGGGCUUUGACCUCCAGAGGAGUACAGACGCAGCGCUGCUAGAGAGGAGUGUUCGUAACAGGGCCACCGCUGUGGAUCCCUCCACUGUGAUCGCCUGUGUGCCCAACGAGGGACGACUGAGACCCUACGACAGAACCACUCUGUGGGUCUGCUUCCGUCCUGUCAGCAGAAGAAGGAGCAGGGAGGAGCAGAAGACCAGUGGGGCCUCAGCAGCAGCCAGUAAACAAGACUACUCACUCUUCCUCAAGUUUCAGACAGUGGGAAGUAAAGAUGGCUUCAACCACCAGCAGCACUCCACUGUACCUCCCCACAAUGGUUACUGUGUGGAGCUGGCGGUGACUGGCUCAGCCCUCCCUGUCUCCCUGGUGCCCAGCCCCGGCCACAGCUUCAGCUUCCAGCAGUGCCUGAUGGGAGAGCGUGUGGACGUCCUGUGUGUGCUCCACAACCUCUCCCCUCAUCUCCCUGUCACCUUCAAGUUCCGAAAGAUGGCCAACUUCAUCAGUGACCCCCCUAGUGGAACCAUCUCCCCAGGGCAGAGCCAGGACGUGGUGCUGUCCUUCGCCCCCCACCAGAUGGGGACGUUCAAGGUGAAACAGGUGCUGGAGGUGCUGGGUCAGGUGGUACACCUGGAGCCCUCCUCCAUCAAGCUCCGCCUCCGCAGCUUCCACACCAUCACCCUGCACCUGUCAGCCGUUUGCCGAGCGCAGACCGCAUGCGAGACACCCAAACUCAACCCCGGAAUCACCCCGGCUGUGACCAAUGAGACAGGCCAGUAUGCCCGGGUGCCCUCCAGUGAGCUGGGCAGGUGUGUGGGAUUGGUGCGGGCAGCUGUCCUCAGCACGGCCAAGACCCGGCUCCACAGCCACGGUCAGAGCCAGAGCCACCGUAGGAACCAGAGUCUAGACGGUAGCCGGCGAGAGCUACUGGCCUUCCCCAACGACAGGGCCUGCAGCAUCCGCCCUGCCUCUCCAGACACCACCUACAGGACCAUCUUCACGGGGGUGGAGCGUUACCGCUACGAGGACCCUGACUUUUCCUUCACGGAGGAGGAGGAGCAGCAGAGACAGAGACACAGAGAUCACUACCUAGCCUUCAUCAGGAGCCUGCGAAAGACACGCUUGCAGAAAACCACUGCGAGGCUGCAUGGUGAGGUGGAGGACAACAUAGACAUUGGGCUCCGGCCUGCCGCAGGACUCCUCACCCCCCAGCUCUCUCUGAGGGACCUGGAGUCCAAUCACAGCCAGGAGGGGCAUAGCGUCGACCAGGGACAUAGCCAGCUAUUGACCACCUGUAUGCUGGCUGCCAUGGAGACCAGGUCCAGAUUCAGACAGGUGACAGAGGGCAUCAAUGCACUACCAUCCACCAACCAGGAGGUGGCAGACUGCAGUCGCACCCUGACAGUUCAGCAGCUCCACCAUGUAGUCAUAGGCCCAUCCUUAAUAGAUUUUGGUGAGGUGUGUGUGGCCUCAGUGUGUGUGAGGAACCUGGACCUGGUGAACAACCUGCAGGUGUAUGUGUGGGUGCAGCUGGAGUUAGACUGCUGUCCUGAGCUGCAGCGCUCCAGCCCCCUGUCCCACGUCCUGCCCCCCCUCUCCAGAGCCACCCUGCCCCUCGUCUUAGAGAGCACCAAGCUGGGAAAGUUCCACAAGUCAAUCUCCUACACGGUGAAUAGUCAUCACCGAAGCCAUGUCCUGGUUCAGUCCCAGCUGGUCCCUGUGGUCCUCCAGCUGUCCCAGAGCCAAGUGGUCCUGUCCCCUUCCCCCAGCUACCUGGCCCAGUCGGGCUACAGGGGUACUGUGACCCUGGUCAACCCCAGGAACCACCCGGCUGACUUCACCUGGAGGCCCAUCAUCACAGAGACGGGCCUGGCCUUCUCCAUACGCCCAGCCACAGGUACUGUGGAGGCGUACAGGGAGUUAGACUGUGAGGUGAUGUGGCAUCCCUCUUUCUCCUCUCCUCUGGAGGGACAGUUUGACCUGUGUGUUCACCAGGGAAACACCGCACAGCUACGAUGUCUGGCCAAGCUUGGUUCAUCCAGUGUGCAGCUGGCUGAGAAACAUCUGGUGUUUGGAUCAGUACCUCUCAUCUUCCCCUCCGUCAGGACCGCAACGCUACACAACACAGGACACAACCAUGCCUACUUCCAGGUGUUGGACGUGUACCCCCUGCCUGGCAUGGUGGUGACCCCCACCGACGGUGUGGUACCUGUGGGGGGGCAGGCAGAAGUCCAGGUGCACCUCAACCCCGGCGCUGUCAUGAAGUUUGACACCAGAGUGGAGAUAGCUCUAAGGAACAUGAAAUCUCUGGAGCUGAGAGUGGGCGGGUCGGUCGAGCCCCCCCUGGUGGACAUCAAUGUGAAAUCCUUCCUGUUCCACGGGGUGUAUUCUGGUUCCAGUCGUGGCGUUCCGUUCUCCCUGAGGAACCGAUCCUCUGCCCUGGCCCGGGUCCAGUUUGACCUGUCAGAACACACUGACUUCACCAUCCACCUCCCUCCACACUCUGCAGGUACGAGCCAGGAGCCAGACGUGUUUGUGAUGGAUUUACAGGGGCAGCAGACUGCCCAGUGUUGCCUGGUGUUCUCCCCUAAACAAGUGGCAGCGUAUGACUUCAACCUGCCUGUGACGGUCAACGGUGUGGGCAUGCCUCCCUUCUCCUCUUCCUCCGCCUCCGUCCCUCCCAACUCUGUCCCCAAGUCCUCCUCUUCCCGGGACCAACACAUCGUCACCCCGCGCCCGCUGCCCAUCGCCAUGGAGACGCUAUCACGCAGGGUGCAGGCCACAGCCCUGUGUGUCCCGCUGGAGAUGUCCCCAUCAAGUCUCCAGUUUGAUCUGGAGCCCUUUAGCUCAGUCACUACUACCUCACAAACUCAGACCGUAGAGCUGAGUAACGUGUCUGACAAGAGGCUGAGCUGGAGGAUUGACUGCAGCGCUGCAGUAACACCAGGAGGGGGCAGUAGCACCAGCAGCAAUGAGGGGCUGUUCACUGUCUGUCCUACCGCUGGGACACUGGAGCCAUUGCAGUGUGUGUCUGUCGCUGUCUCCCUCUCUCCUGAGAGAGUCACAUCAGUGACAGCGGGUCAGAUCGAGGUGUCCCUCCCUCUGUUUCUGUCUGAGGAGGGGGGAGCCCCUCACCCCUACAGGGUGCUGUCUCUCAGUGCCACCCCUCACCCCCCCAGCAUCACCUUCCUCCCCCCUCGAGUCCUCCUCACCCCUGUCCCUCUGGACACACCCUCCACCACCACCCUCUUCCUGCUCCCCACCGGGUACCCCAGUGGUUCCUGUCUGCGUGUGGAGGUGGAGGAGAUGGUUCUGAAGGAUGGCAGUCGGGUGAAGCCCCUCUCAGUCAGCCUGCCCCACAACGGCACCGUCCCUCCCCAGACCCACACAGAGCCCCAGACCCACACAGAGCCCCAGACCCACACAGAGCCCCAGACCCCCAUCAGCUGCACAGUGACCUUCUGCUCCCCUCAGCCCCUGGACCUCAGCUCACACAUUACAUUCCUGGACCACCUCAACAACAGGUUCAGGGUGGAGGUCUGUGCUACAGCAGAUAACAGUUUGUUGACAGUGUGGCCCUACCUGGCUCUGCACCGCUCUGAGCAGCAGAUAGUCCUCAAGAGUGGUUGUCUGAGCGGUUGCAGCGGCGAAUCAGGGCCCUCUCAGAUGACAGGGAAGGCGGUGCUACAGCCAUGCUACUCCCCCAGCCCUCUGUCUCGCUACACUUCCUCCUCCUCCACCUUCGCUUUCCUCUCCUCCACCAGUAAUCACUCCACCUCUGACUCUGGAGACAGCAGGAGUAGGACUGGGAGUGCAGGACCAGGACCUAGAGGGAAGGAGGACUGGCCCCAGAAGGAGACUGAGGGUGUGACUGACCAGCAACAGGGUAUACCAGUGUUUCCAGGGCAGGACUCAGAGGAGGGGUUGUACUACCACAGCAUCCUGCAGGCCGUACAGAAGUGGUUCAGUCAGUUUGGCUGGCCCCGUGGACCAAACCCAAUCUCUCUACCACGCUCUCUCAGAAGGGUGGUAUGUAGAGUCCAGACAGUAGACUCCAGCUCUAGUGAGUGGAGGAACUCGUACCUUAUGAGUCAAGGUAAAGACACACGGACCAUCUACGACAUGCUGCGUCACCUGAGCGGACAGACACUUCCUGGUGUGAGCACCAACCAAUCGCUGCCCUGCAACCUCACUGAGCGCGUGCAGCAGCUGCUCCACUGGAACACAGUGCUGCUGGCCUUCCUCAGGAGGCAGGGAGCCUGUCUGUCCCACAUCAGACCCGAGUACCUGUUAGACUCCCAGGAGUUCAGCCACUGGAGCUCUCUACAGGCCCAGUCCCAGUGUGAUCAGAGGGGGCUGGACUACAGCAGCAAGGUCUUUGAAUCCCUCAGUAAAAGGGCCUGGAUGGAUGUUCUACUGCAGACCUACAAGGUGCUAGUCCUGCCGCGGGUGACAGAGGGUCCCUUGUCCCUGGGCCUCCAGAGCUGUGACAGUGGCAGCAUGGAGGAGCAGGUCCCCAGGAUAGACCCAAAGCCCCUGACCUCUAACGUCUACUCCACCUGGGAGAGGAGGCUACUCACCUGGCUCAACCUGCACUACCACAGCAUGAGGACUACCGUCUGGAGCCCACUCACCUCUACAGGAGACGUCCCAUCAGCCCGCUGGGUGGUGAACUUUGACCUGGACCUGGCAGACGGCCUGGUUCUGGCUGCUGUGCUGGCUGCCUACUGUCCCUUUCUGAUCCCCAGUCAUCUCCAGAGGAUGUACACCAGCAUCAGCCGCCUGGAACAGAACCUCCACAACAGUAUCAUCCUCAGCCAGGCCUUCACACUGCUCUGUCUGGACAUAGACAUCCAGCCCACAGAGCUGUCAGACUCGAACCCUGUUCUGAUGUUGAUGCUGUGUGUUUACCUGUAUGAGACGCUGCCCCAGUACCUUCCCAGGAGAACCAUCACCCUGUCUGGCAGCCUGCACCACACCUUCACCAAGCAGGCAGGGAAGGAGGCCCAUCAUUUCUCCUUGCCCCAAGGAGCUUCCAUCACCAUCCCUCCUAAGUAA
Messenger RNA from Oncorhynchus kisutch (coho salmon), 6060 nucleotides. Its product is annotated as cilia- and flagella-associated protein 47-like. The transcript has 36 exons. The coding region runs from base 229 to 6060 and encodes 1943 amino acids. The record is from RefSeq and is a predicted model, not a curated record. Gene Ontology annotation, cellular component: cilium. Gene Ontology annotation, biological process: cilium assembly; sperm axoneme assembly. Lineage: Eukaryota; Metazoa; Chordata; Actinopteri; Salmoniformes; Salmonidae. Gene Ontology annotation, molecular function: protein binding.